This is a messenger RNA of Pomacea canaliculata, 7264 nucleotides long. RefSeq lists its product as uncharacterized. Bases 160 to 3198 code for a protein of 1012 amino acids. Lineage: Eukaryota; Metazoa; Mollusca; Gastropoda; Architaenioglossa; Ampullariidae. The transcript has 13 exons. The record is from RefSeq and is a predicted model, not a curated record.
UCCGUUUCUGAUGUUAGAGGUAUGCGAAUCAUGAUAUUGGGCGAAGGUAAUAAACAGCCAUAGCUUUAACAAAAAUCUGGAAAAGGAGUCAGAACAUUGCAAGUUUCCUGGGUAUUUCAACAGAGGAGCCAUAGCUAACCUAUUUGAGCAUCUUCAACUAUGAACAACAUCCCGUUGAUUGUUUUCCUGCACAUCGUUACUGCUUCACCGCAAGAUGGGCAGAUCACAUGUUCCAUACCUUCCGUUGAGCCAGAUCAGGACAUUGCUCUCACCUGUUUGUUUCCUGAGGACCUUAAUGCAACCCAGAAAGAUUUCUCCGUCUAUUACUAUACUGAUGACACAAAACCAGAAGCUGUUCUAGAUUGCUGGUGGAUGACUGGUAUUUUGAAAUGCUUUGAAAACCGCGGAUAUAAGUUCAACAUGACAGUAAACACACAGCUGACUCUCAACAUAAGUCACGUGAUGUCGACAAACAAAGGAACCUACGCUUGUCAAAUUGCCGGCUACAAACCCAGCUCUUUUAGAACAUGUCAAUUCGCAAGCGUACAGAGCAAUGACGAAAAAAGGAUUACGUGUCUUAUUGCCCUUGUACAGAUUGAUGAGGAUGUUAGUUUGACAUGUCACUUCCCUGAGGACCUCAGUGUUGUCAGGAAAGAUUUCUCUGUCUACCACGUUACUACAGAAGGAAACCAAUAUGCUGUAGUAGACUGCAGGUGGAAUAGUGACGAGAUGAAGUGCAUCGCAAAUUCAGGUUAUGAGUACAAGAAAACAGAUGGCAAGACUCUGAAAAUCACAAUAAGGAACGCGAUAUCAUCAAAUGCAGGAUUUUACGUUUGUGAAGUAGCUGGAUACAGACCUAGCUCUUUCGGAAUCUGCUCACUCCCAAUCAGCAAUAACAUUAAGGGAGACCUUCACAAGGCUGAUCACCAAGACAACACUUUAAAGAUUGGAUUAUCAGUGGGAUCGCUACUUUUGGCUGCAUUAGUGGCUACUGGGAUCGUUCUAUUUGUAAAGCAUAGAAGAAAUGGUUUACCAUCUUGUUUUAAAACUAGACAGGACACCAAACGUAUGGAACAAGGUCAGCCAAUGCUUAAAAGAGACAAAGGGGCGAAUACACAGUGCCAGAAAUCAGAAAAGCUAAGCCAGAUAACAAAGACCUUCCAAAAACAUUUGGAGCACAGCGUCAAACAAAUCUAUCCGAACAUGAGUCGUGGCUGCUAUUUCGUGCCACCUAUCUUGUUCAACAAAACUGCUUACAAGAGACAGUCUUUCUAUGGUCAAUGUGUCUACGUCCCUCACCCUUCAAAGCUGAACGACAUCAGAAAGGACCGCGCAAUGCAGCACGUUAUGCAUUGCUUAAGGCACUUUCCAAAGAACGGAGAGCAACAAAUGUUUGUCUUGACACAGUUUCAGUACGAAGACUACUUAAACAACCCCGGUGAUAAUUUUAAAAGACACAGUCUUCCUGUUCCUGCUGGUCUGCCUGUACUUCCUGAUAAGAAAGGACAGGUUGACAAUGCCGCCUGCUUUGACUUUCUCAUUAUCCAUCGCCUACAUGGGGUAUUGGUCGGGGUGGUCAAAGCUGUUGGUGAGGAAGAUGAAGAAAGUAAAAGUAAUGAGCAAAUGAAAAUUGAACGUGUUGUCUAUGAGGUUAAAGAAGCUUUGGAACAACUCAGAUUGGCAGAUCGCAUGUUGAGACAUCUUAUGUCAGAUCAGCAACCGUUUCCCAAAGUGCGCCAUACCUUGAUAUUACCCAAUAUCACCCGCGCUACACUUCAACAAGCUGUUCAAGAUCAUAAUGAUGUGGUUGAGAAACUACGUGAGGGUUUGGAUGUGAAUGCCUUAAAAGAUCCUACUAAGCAAUGCCUGUGUUCCGAGCACCUGUCAAACCAUAACGAACCUUGGAAUGUCAGCAAAUAUGUAGUGCAAAACAUGCAAGAUAUCUGGAUGUGGACAACAAGCAACACUGAGAAAGACGUCAACAUUACUGACGAUGUUUAUUUAAGCCUGAUAGCCAGAUUUGUGGGACCUGCUACACAAUCCACACUGCAGAUUCCUGGCAACUGUGAGCCAUUCCCCUUGCCCAAGACUCUGUGUGAAGCCGUGUCCAUGACAGGAGAAUUGUAUGGCCGAUCAAUCUUCCAUGAAGAUGCAAUAAAGCGUUUAAAAAAUGAAAGUCAAGGAUUCCUUGUUGGGCCGCCCAAUACCGGGAAAACAAGGAUGCUAUCGCUUGUCGGAGGGAAAUGUCUGUCCAACGGUCAAAACGUUUUUGUCGUGAAGGACAAGUGUUCUCCAAAUGAUUGGUUUCUUUCACAGCACUUGAUAAAGUUGAAACAGAGAUCUACUUCUCAACAUUUUAACGGCGUUAUUUAUGAGGAAACCUGUGAUUUGAGUAUAAACAAAUCUGUUGAGAAAUUUGUAAAGAAGGUCACUGGGAUCAAAGGAAACAAAGGCAAUUGUGUAUUACUUGAUAAUGUGCAUUUUGAGACAAAACGUGCCAAGACAUUUUGUAAAGCCCUACUUAAAGAGUGUCCGAAAGUACAAUUAUGGGUCAGCUGCACAGGCGAUUCAUCGCCAGAAAUAUUACCCUAUAGCAAGCAUUGUACUGAAAUUCUCAAUUGCCCACCAGCUGUGGUGAGAGAAGUAGCGACAACCAAAGAAAACACAAAUAAGUGUGAAGAUGCAAAAAACAAAAAUAUCAUUCUUCCCCCAACAGACGGACCGCCAGUGAAAAUCAUUUAUUACUAUUGGUCCGUUAGAAGUGAACCUCAUGACAGUCUGAAGUGCGGACAAGAUGUCGGUAGCUUUCUUAGCAAAGAGCUCCUCAUCACUGAAUCUGAUGAAUCAACAAGACAGUCGGAUAGUACAACACACCUGCAAUGCAAAGACGUUCUCAUUGUCUUUGACAAGGACUGUGCUAUCGCAGAGGACAGCAACUUUCUGACGGGCCUGAGACAGACUGGUAUCACCGUACAGGCUGCAGUGAACAAUGGAAACAAUGAUGUCAGUGAUGAUGGCAUUAACAGUGCGUGGGCUAUGAACGUUCGCUACAUGGACACAUACAGAGUGAAAAGGAAAGUAGUUGUCUACGUGGAAUACUCUAAAAUGAUCGCCACAGACCAAGAGAACAAGAACAGAGCUCUGACAAGCUGCACAUCGCAGUUGAUCUUGGUUAAACCUUCAGUUAAUGUCUCUUAAAUGAUUAUUACAGAGACAUGUAUAUAGCAUCCCACAGAAUUAUCGAGAGUCAGGCAAACAAUUUUAUGCAGUUGUUUGUCUAAUGAUUGAUAAUUUAUCACUUUUAUAUAAAGACUAUCAAUACUUAAUUAUCAAUCACUAUUUUUUGUACUUAUAAUGCAAACAGCUUUGAUCGAUGCAACCAUGAGCUACAAGAUUUAUUAAUUCGAUGUUAACAUUGGUAUUGAGAAAAAAAUUAUAUUUAUUGUACAGCUAACAAUAUAUAACAAAAUAUAAUUAUAAAAUUAACAAGCAUAGUUUUUUUAUGGAAGCAGGAGACGCUGGACACUUUUAACGGAAGGUGUGUGUGGACCGGUGUCUUCGUAAAUAUUAUUUGCAAUCCAUAUAGAUGGUUGUGACCUAUUUAGCUUUGAUUUUUUAUUUUAUCUUUACAUAUAGGCUACCGUUUUGGUUUUUGGUAGGGUUCGACUAGCGUUUGUACAGGUCUGAUCGAUUCAAUGAAUAUAACAGGCAGUAGUUUGUGGUGAUCAGACUUAGUGUGAUAAACGUGUGUUACAUGUUAAUUAAAGACUGGUAUGCAAUAACAAAAGAACAAGAACAGAAGGAUAAGAAAUUUAAAGAAAGAGAAAUUCAGUUAUAACUAACUCAUAACAUGCAAAAAUAGCUAAUAUUUUCUUUGAUCACCUUGUAAACUAAGUAUUCUUGUGCGGGUUGUGUGCGAUCGUACAUAUAUAUAUAUAUGUGUGUUUAAGGGGUGAAUUUUGUGGUUAUGUGUGUUUCUCACCCGCAAGAGCUUUCACUGGUGUGUAUUGCUCCUCUGUCGAAUACCCUAACCUGAACAACAUUUGUGACCCUCAACGACGAAAUGAGUCUUAAGUCGCGCGGAGCAGUUUUGUGCUAGAGACCCCGAAAGGGGAUAGGGGUCAGUUUUGUAGGAGUAACAAAACCUGGUCGGCCAUCUCGACGCUAAUCUUUGAACCCGUUUUUUUUUGCAAAGUGGCCGCCACCGUACUUUCACACUUCAAACGUUUCUAACUCACUCAAUGUUAAGAUUAGAGGAUCACCUUUUGCAUCACAAGAGAGGUACAAACCUGUAUUUUUUUUAAAUAUGCAAUUUGGCAAAUCUCAAAUUUGAAACUUUAGACUCACUUCAUCGUGGAGGGUCACAAUUAAGCUCAGACGCAGGCAUUAUUACAGAAAAAAUAUUACCCUUGAGACAGUUAUCGAAAAUCUUCCUCAAAAAUCCGGUAAUACCCAUUCAUUAACAAAAAGUAGACUUCACAUACAUUGUAGUGUGUAGCUGUGUCCAACCUUGUGUUCAUGCCUGUGAAUCACUCGACACUUCUCGUAAAAAAAUACACAAUAUAAUUACUACUGCCUGAUAAAUAUAUUGUUGUAGUGCGUCUUACAUAAAAAGUUAAGGUCUAAUUUCCCCCUUUUUUCCAAAAUUAAUUAGCAAAUGCUUAUAUUAUUUAAACUAUAUUCAGGUACACUAAAUUCUCUCUAAUGUGCUUAAAGCAACAAAAUUGUCAUGCAGUUUAUUUACACGUCUGUUUUAUGGGGCAAGACGCGCGUGUACGCACUAAGAUGGAGGGACUUAUGACUAUGGAACCAUUUUCGAAUUCUUUCGGUAACUCUUGUAAGACCAAACUAGAGCAAAAAGAAUGAAAAUUUAAAAGAAAAUGUGUUUUUUUGCCAGACCAUUCAACAUCACCUUUGCCGCGGAAAGACUUCUUUUUGAUGAUAUAUGUAAAUGACUUCUCUACAGAGAAAGUUUCUGGUAAGGUUCAAGCAGUAAGGUUUAAACAUGCUUUCUGCAGAGAGUGAGUGGGUGUUAGGCAGGUCUGAGACAGAAAGGAAAUCAAUGUCAUGAUCGAUAAUGAUUAUUGCCCUUAAGCGAUUAAAGUUUGUUUCACAGAGAGAUAUAGGAUGGAGGAAAAACAAUUUUGUCAACGUUCAAUAGUUGAAAAUACUGUUCAAUCACCCCCUGGUCGUCUUAAGCUACUUCAUCAUGAAAACUAGUAACAAAAACAAUUCAAGUGACAAUAUAGAGAGAUUUCAUGUGACAAAGAAAAACUUUUUAGUUUUAAUGCUACUCUGUGUAUAAAGCACAAAAACCGGACAUUGUAAUUUAUAUUUGAGACCUAAUAAGGCUCAUAGACGGACAGAGAAUCCAGCAUUAAAUACGAAAUAAAAUAUAUGUCAUAAUUGCAUACAGUUAGUUUCUACGACAUACGAAGAUGCAGUCCAAGAGAAGGAUACAUAUUUUCUACCAAUGCACUAACAUGAGACUUUAAGACAGUCAGCUGCUUCAACGUACACAACAGUUUCACUUUUGGAGCUGUACAUAAUAUUAGAGGCAAAAUGUCAUUUAGAAGACAGACUUUUAGAGAAUAUAAUAUAAUUAUGGAUUUUGGCUUCACACUGCUGUAAAGAAAAAUCUGUUUACUUACAAAGCACAGCCAAGAACAAACAUUAAAUGUUUCUGGAUAAACAAAUAUCCUAUACUGGCGAUCAAAAUGUCCCACGAUCGACUCUCAACGCUGUCCUCAAGUAUACGUUAUAAUAAGUGAUAAAGCACAAAAAAGAACAUUUUUGGAUUGAUAUUUGUUGCUCAGCUAUCUUCCUUAUGAGAGAUUAGGUAUUUUUAAAAUAGGUGCAGAUCUGAGUAUACGUUGAGAACUGGAAAAUAAUGAAGAUAUUGUCUCUACAUUGGCAUGUAGCUAAAGAAUAAAAGUAGAUUUCUCAAUUAAUCACAAGUAAGGUGUUCGUUUUGUCGUUGUUGCGAAUUUUGCACUCAAAAGUUAAAGGUGAAGACUAAGAUUCAUUUUUAUAUUACAAUAAUUGCUGAGUUUUGAUGUUGCAAAAGAUACUUAGUACAGCGAAGUAGUAGGUUUCAAAUUACUAGAAAAAUAUCUGCAUAUUAUUGAAGCUUUUAAGACUAUUGUACAAGUCUGAAGGAUUGAUAAAAGCUAUCAAAACGGAUGCCAAAAAAUGUCAUUAAUCAUGCCUGCAACAGUGCAUCGGCUAUACACAUUCGUCACAUUCAAAAACAUAGAAAGAAGAAUAGCGGUACUCGUGUCAAGACUGAGAUAAUUUUUUUCAAAGAUACAGACAGUAAUCGACGAGCCCUCACGACCUGUACACCCCAGAUGAUCAUUGUCUAUGCAAUGUUUAGCCAUGCUUUUGACCUUUUGUGUAUAUGCAGAAACUCUUCCGAUUUUUAUAGAAGGUGAUUUCGUCUUUCAGAAUAAUAAAUCUUACACUUUAAAUAAACUAUUGUUUAAUGUUCUUUGCUGUUGUUAACUUGAUCGAAAUAAAUUAGUUUCUGUUCUACCUCUAUUGCCUUUUUUUGUCAAAUGAUUGUAAUAACAAAAUUUCCUCUCUACCUUGACUGGAUUGUAUUGAAAGCUCGCGUAAGAGACGACUUUCUAAACUGAAGGGUACCUUGAUAGAUCAUUGUAUGUCGUCUUUAUGCGGGCUACUUCCAGCUAUUUUAAACUGACUUGAGACGGCUUAAAAUUUUCAUUUACAUUAUAAUGCCGACUGAACGACCUUUAUCUCUCCUCUUAUGAAUCAGAUUCUGAAAAGUAUGGCCAAUUCUUUAUAUGGAAAAAAGCUAUGAACUUCCAUGCAGCCUAGUCCUUGUCACAAAUAUGAAGUUUUUACAUAUGGCUAUGCUAUUCUUAUCUUUUAUGACAACGCGUUUUCCUGUAGAAAAAAUGUACAUAAUACAGAGUAUUAUUGCUGCUCAGUAAAAGAUGAUCACAGAGGAAUCAUAAUAAUCAAAGUGAGGGAAAAGGAGUGAAAAGAUAGAACGUUAUCAUUGAUAAACAAAUCAAUAAAUAGCAAGAGCCAAUAGCAGGCAUAGUUUCCAGCCUGUGUAGUAAUGUGUCUUAACUUUGGAUGUUUCUAUAACUCAUAUAAUAGUUGUGGCGAAUUGCUCAUGGGAGGACACAACGCCUAUAGUUUAUUAGGCUGCCUACAAUGAAAAACACUUUUUUAAAUAAAAAGUUGUAUCUUUAAGUCUAUUUAAGAAAGAGUAAGCUUACUUUGAACUGAUGGA